Molecule: messenger RNA, 2170 nt
Organism: Mytilus trossulus (common blue mussel)
Lineage: Eukaryota; Metazoa; Mollusca; Bivalvia; Mytilida; Mytilidae
Product: protein asteroid homolog 1-like
Exons: 2
Coding region: 160-2103 (647 amino acids)
Source: RefSeq, a predicted model, not a curated record
UUCCACAAAACAGAGAAGGAUAUCCUAGGCUUGUUUUUAUAAAGCAACAGUAGCUUAACAAGUAUGAGAAGACGAUCGACGUUAUAAUUCCUGAAGAAACACGUCAUCAACGCCAAUAACAAGGCUUCAUUUGGACAGUGAAAUACAGUAAAAUUGCAAAUGGGAGUUCCAAGUAUUAUUGUUCUUGCAACGAAAAAUCCAAGCUUCUGGGAAGUAUGCGAUUUUAGGGACAUUAAGUUAGUUAUUGACGGUAACUGCUUGUACAAUUUAUUGUAUGCAUACUUUAAUAUAGAUACCAUUGGAAAUUUUAGUGAAUAUGCUGAGAAGGUAGAAGUGUUUUUCAUGUGGCUUUUCGACCGUCGAAUAACCCCCUAUGUUGUGUUUGAUGGAGCAUAUGAUAUCGAUGAUAAGAAAAUCGAAACAGUCAAAAGCAGGUCUCAACAACGUGCAGCAAAUCCAGAAGAAAAAGUACCCAUUCUGGCGAAGAUAACGUUUACUAAAGUUUUAGAAAAACUUAGAAUCCAGUACAUAAAAUGUGAUUUUGAAGCUGAUAGAGACAUACAAAUGCUAGCCAAUGAUUUGAAAUGUCCAGUUUUGUCACGUGAUAGUGACUUUUUCAUCUUUGAUGUACAUCACGGUUAUAUACCAUUUGAGUCGUUGCCAUUAAGCGCGAUAUUUGAAGGCACUGAUGACGAUAAAAUAAAAAUUUAUUUCAUUGAGAAUUUAUGGAAAAAAUUCCCAUACCUAAGGUAUAAUAUGGCCUUACUAGCCACUGCCUUAGGGAACGAUUAUCUAAGCAAACACUCUAAUGUUUUACAAAAUGCUUAUCAAAGUGAUAAUUUUAGACUUCCAAGAUGCAAUACAGAAGUUUCAAAUUUAUUUGAAAUUCCGUGUGAAGCAGGUGAACCCUUUUUUAUAACUAUCAGGAAAGUUUUGUACUGGAUAUAUCGUUAUAAUGAUGCUGAGAGAGGGAAAAGACAACUGCUAUACUUUUGCAAGAAGGAUAAGAGAGAAGAGGAAAUGCUAACCCGUUCCCUUAAAGUUUUUACGGAACCAGACGACUACACGAGCUACAAUCUUUAUGAUCUUCUACAAGAAAGACAAUAUGGUGGCCUACAUGUACAUAGGUCCGCUGUUCCAUCACAUGUACCAACUUGGAUUAUUGACAGUCAUAGAAGAGGUUUAAUUUCAGGAUUUGUCCUGAACACUUUAAUCCACAAGAGAGUUUUUCUUUUAAGUCAGGUAGAAGGUACUCAUGAAGUAUCCUCGCACGAGUGCAGUCUUUCAAUUCGGAAAGUAAUAUACGCCUUAUUAUUAGGUACAGAGCCGAGUGUUACCGAACACGACCGAUAUAGAAUGAGUUUAUGUGAAUUCAAAAGAACCGGUGUUAUAUGUCUAACUGGUCUUCUUCGUGGUCCAUACAUACCUAAUAUGCCAAGAGAACUGAAAAUUAAGAUACUAGGAGCAGCUUUAUGCUGCCAAAUCCCAUCUGAAUCAAUAUGUGGAUCACUUGGUCAAACACGCCUAUUUCUCAUGAUAACGACUUACUGGGCAAGAGUAGCUGAACCGGCUAUAAACAUUUACUUUUUAAAAUCAGUUUUGAUAAGCUAUCUUUUGUUUUCAACAAUCAAACGUAAUGAAUUUCGAGAUUUAAAAAUUGAUUUCCGAGACGAUCAUUGUUUAAACCAAAUGAAAUCUAACCUAGUAACAAAUAGUUUUAAAGGAUCGACAAUUAUUUAUUCGAAACAUGUCUGCAGUGACGUUAGACUUAAAGAUUUGUAUUACGCAGUGACGCACUUCGCUGGAAGAGAUUUUAAAACAAAAAGGGAUUACAUACCAAAUAUUAUUCAUACAUUCGCUCAGUUCCAAUCUUGUAUAUUGUAUACAACAUAUCUUAACCAACUAUUGAACAGUCCCUUAGAAAAUGUAAAUCCUGCCUUCGUGUUUAAUGGUAAAUUCCUGCACGACAUUUAUUAUACAAUCAGAGAAAUAAAAGAAGACAUUAUUGGACACUUUUUAGCAUCGGAAAAGAAUCAUUUUGAGAGUUUUAAUAACAUGUUACAAUUUGUUCAGGAGAAUGUGUAUGUAGAAGAUAGGGAAUGAUACUUACGCAUUGUAUAUAGCUCCGGAAUGUCAUGAAACAUGACGUGAUGAUUAAGAUUGUUGUUAA